AUGCAAUCAGUGACCUAUCCUUUUGACGAUGGGGCAAUCGGAGGGGACUUCACAGGGCAGCAGCCCCCUAGAUAUCUUCGAGGAGCGACGACGUUCCCAGGAAUCCACCCAGGGACGGCGGCGACCCCAGCAACCUCCAAGGGCCAGCACGCUAAGGAGCCCCUCUCUGUAGCCGGCGCUGCCCCCAGGACUCUGCCAUGGGUGGUGGCGGUCUCAGUAGUCCCAUUCAGGCUCCGGGGCCCCAAGGGGCAGGAGCCCCCAGGACCUUCCCAGGAUACAAUGGUGCCCCAGAGAGAACCCAGUGAUAGAAACGUCCCCAGCCACCCCAGGACCCUGCGCGUGUGGGCCCCAGGGAUCUCCCAUUGGUACUUAUACCACGCCCCCAGGGGCGUGCGACGUCCCCAGGGACCCUCCCAAGGGCGAACAUGUCCUAGGGAUUAUGCGUCGCGUCUUCCGGGACUUUCCAGGGGGCGCAACCUAGCACCUUCCCAGGGGUGUCGGCGCAUCAGUGACAUAUCGCUGGAGGUGGGGCGCCAAGGACCUCUGCUGGUGGGCGGCACUGCCCCAGACAUCUUAAUGAGGGGCGACGACGGUCCCAUGGAUUCACCCAGGAUUUGGGCAGCACCUGGGAGAGUCGCUGGUGCCCUGCUGAGCCCCUCUGGGACACUCCCAGUUAUAGAAGCUUCCCAGGACCCUCCCCAGGACCCUUCAAGUGAUGUUGGGCCCCAGGGAUCUCCCAUUGGUACUUACGGCCUCACGGCCCUUCCAGGGGCGGCGACGUCCCCAGGGAUCCUCCCAGGGCGUAGUUACGUCCCAGGGGCCCCGCAGUCAGCAGCGUGCUCCCCCAGGACUCUGCUGCCGCCAAGGGUCCCCAAAGGCCCUGGGUCUGGCGCUCUCAGGGGCCCUCCUAGGGGAAACGGCGCCAACAGGGGCCUUUGCAGGGGCGCCGACGCCUCAUUGGACCUUCUUAGGGGUCGCGGCGCCUCCAGGGACCCUUCCACGAGCGGCGGCUCCCCUAGCACCUUUCCACUGGUGUCGAUGCAAUCAGUGACCGAUCCUUUGACGAUGGGGCACCGAGAGACCCUCACAGGGGCAGCAGCCCCCCUAGAUAUCUUUCGAGGAGCGACGAUGUUCCCAGGAAUCCACCCAGGGACGGCGGCGACCCCAGCAACCUCCAAGGGGCGCCGGCAUCGCAAGGAGCCCUCUCUGGGGCCGGCGCUGCCCCAGGGACUCUGCCAUGGGUGGUGGCGGUCUCAGGAACCCAUUCAGGGGCUCCGGGGCCCCAAGGGGCAGUGGAGCCCCCAGGGACCUUCCCAGGGAUAA
Homarus americanus (American lobster) is the source of this 1323-nucleotide messenger RNA. Its product is annotated as collagen alpha-2(I) chain-like. The record is from RefSeq and is a predicted model, not a curated record. The coding region runs from base 1 to 1323 and encodes 440 amino acids. Lineage: Eukaryota; Metazoa; Arthropoda; Malacostraca; Decapoda; Nephropidae. The transcript is spliced from 5 exons.